CCGUUCAUUUCCUGUAGCUUGUGAAGCGGUAGGUUUGUGUUCCUCCAUCCUGGUAUUUAGCGUCUCCAUCCUGGUCUCUCCGAAGUGCCCGGACUUAAAACAGGAAAUUGAGUAUGAACACAAUUGAGGAUGAGUCUGGCACAGUGACUUUGGAAACAGUAAACUCUGUUACAUUAACUCAAGACACAGACGGGAACAUUAUCCUUCACUGCCCUCAAAAUGCAGAUACUGAAGAACUGGGGUCGGAUGAAUGUUUAGACCCGGCUCACAAGAGAUUGAGGUUAUCUACUGAAGAUGACACGUCAAGGAUUUCUGUUGUCACACUCCCAAUUUCAGAAAAUGAUGACAGUUUUGAGGUGACAAUGACUGCCACCACAGAGAUGACAGAAAAUGAAAUCGGCGAAGGGGCUGUUGCACAGAUUCAGAUUAUCCAGAAUGAUGGGUCCUUAUCUCCCAACACCACUGAUGAUGUGUCCCCAGUUAGCCAAGCUUGGUUUACAACAAAGGAAGAUAAAGAUUCCUUAGUGAACAAAGGCCACAAGUGGAAACAGGGAAUGUGGUCCAAAGAAGAAAUAGACAUUCUUAUGAGCAAUAUUGAUUGUUACUUAAAGAAUCGUGGGAUCCAGGACCCGACAGAGAUUAUCUUUGAAAUGUCUAAGGAUGAGAGAAAGGAUUUCUACAGGAGUAUUGCAUGGGGCCUCAACCGCCCCCUGUUUGCUGUUUACAGAAGGGUCCUCCGCAUGUAUGACAACAGGAACCAUGUUGGAAAGUACACCCCUGAAGAAAUUGACAAGCUAAAAGAACUUAGAGAGAAGCAUGGCAAUGAUUGGGCUACCAUUGGUUCAGCACUGGGAAGAAGUGCAUCCUCUGUGAAGGACAGGUGCAGACUAAUGAAAGAUACCUGCAAUACAGGAAAAUGGACAGAAGAAGAGGAGCGGAGGCUAGCUGAGGUGGUGCAUGAACUCACGGGUACAGAGCCUGGUCACACAGUCACCCAGGGGGUAUCCUGGGCCUCUGUUGCUGAGCUGGUGGGCACCCGCUCCGAGAAGCAGUGCCGGUCUAAGUGGCUCAACUACCUCAACUGGAAACAGAGUGGUGGCACAGAGUGGACAAAGGAAGAUGACAAUAAUCUGAUCAAAAGAAUUGCAGAACUGGGAGUGGAUGAUGAGAAUGACAUCAACUGGGACAUCCUGGCUGGGGGCUGGAGCAGCGUCCGCUCUCCACAGUGGUUAAGAAGUAAAUGGUGGACCAUCAAAAGACAAGUGACCAACCACAAAGAUCUUGCCUUCUCCGUGCUCCUGAAAGGUCUCCAGGAUCUGAUGGAAAACCAGUUGCCAGAUAAUAAGUUUGGGGUGGGGCCCAGGACUGGCUGCAGCUCCCCCUCUACAGUUCAACAAGUUCAGAUCAGAGUUGCUCGACUGGAAGAGACCAGCAGUGCGUCUCAAAACCCAAUGACAGCCCUGCAGAUACCUGUGCAGAUCACACAUGUCUCCUCUAAUGAUUCAUCUACUGCUGCCACUGACACAGAUACAAUAACUCUAAAUUCUGGGACACUACAGACAUUUGAAAUCCUACCCUCAUUCCACUUGCAGCCUACGGGAACCCCAGGCACCUAUUUCAUACAAACGGGGUCAAACCAAGGUCUUCCUUUAACACUGUCGACUAGUCCAACGGUUACACUGACAGCAGCAGCAUCACCAUCGUCUCCAGAUCAGAUCAUUGUACAUGCACUGUCUCCAGAUAAUUUGCUUAACUCAAGCGACAAUGUUACUGUCCAGAUGUCCCAUCCCAGUGUCAUUAUCCGUGCUGUAGCGUCAGACGAUAUUGGUUCCCCAGGAACCCAGGCAGAUUUGACUGUGGACCACCCUGACAUGACUGACCCCCAACAAACACUGGAAGUGAAUUCCUUCAGCAGUGACAUCCACCAGGACAAGUUAGAUGAAGAUCAAGACAGCCCCCCUACAGAUCCUGGAAAUGGGUCAGAGCUCAGACACACCAAUCAAAGAAAAUUUCUAUAUAGCACUACAUCGGAACCAGAGAUUGGUCUCGGACAGGAAGAAGAAGUGCAAACAGAACUGACUGCAUACACAGAUGAGGCACUUGGAUCUCCAACUAUGGAAGAACAAGUUGGUGAGUCAACAAUAGCAGAAGGAACUAUUCUUGUUAUUCCAUCCCCCGAUGGAUUUAUGCAGACAACUGAUCUCGACAAUGACUCUGUCUUACCCUUGACAACACUAACAGAUCCUAUACUAGAUCACAGGGAGAAGUCUUAGACAUUUAAUCCAUCACUUGACAGCCCUGAUCCAGAGGACUCAAAGGAUUUGUUGACUGUCAGAGUUAAAUCACUAGUGUAGCUUAAGAUCUGUACUUGCUUACAUUAGGUGGUUUCAGUAGUUCUUGACCAGCCUAGUAAUUUAGUGUUAAAAGCUUAGCUUUGUGAGAGGUUUAGAAGUACCUUCAUAUGCAUGGUUUUGGUAAAUGGUCGUUGUAUGUUGAGCAAAAUUCUCAGUCUGCUCCCUUUUGGUUCACUUUUGUAAGUUUUAUAAGUGUAGACCACAUUAUUGGGAUCAAACACAAAACAGUAGAAUAUGGGCAAAAAAAUGCACUGUACGCAUAUUUUUCUCAAAGGUUUCAUAUUUCUUUUUCAAUGGAGUAUACAAAAGAGUACAUAAUAUGAAUAGUAUUAUUAAUAUAGAUAGUACUAUGUUUACUCAAUAUAUGUAAUUCACUCCAGAUUAUUCACAUUCAUGUCCCUUUGUCAAAAUUUUCUAUGAUUUAAAAAACAAAUACCAUGGCUUGGACCCUUAAAUACCCCCCUUGCUUAUUACUUGAUGUUUAAAGAGGUGUUAGCCAGUUCCCACAGCCAACAUUUCCACUGCACAGGCUUUCUUUACUGAUGCAGGACAAUUAAAGAUCACGCAACCCUUAGCACAUGGCAGCACAUGAAGAUUAAAAAAAAUAUAUGAUUUUACUAGCGCAACCACCAGUGUAUUUUUGGUAAUCGCCACAUCAGGGAUAGGUGUUCUUUAUUAUAGGUUUGGGUAUAUUUUGAGAAUAAUUUUAAAUUGGGGGGGGGGGGCAGCUUUCCAGUGUAAAACUUAAAAGCAACAGUUAUCUAAUGAUGAAAGACUAUUUCUACAGUGUCUUAUGAAACAUAAGUAAUGCAAUGUCAUUUGUGCAGCCAUUCUUCUUGCUCUGUGCUCUUCACCAGAAGAUUUUGGGUUGCAUCAAAAAGCUAUUCAGCAGGUUUGAAGCCUGACUGAGUAACAUGAUGUAGUUAUUAUUGAUAGGAGCUGCUAUGUUAAUUUAUUGCUUUAUCUCACCAGUUCAUGGAGUAAAAAUACCUCAAUGUGCACUUUUGGUUUUUUUUAAUGUUUUUUUAACCACAGAUUAUUUCAGGUGUACUGCUGUGCACAUCUAACUUUUUAUUCAUACAGGUUUGCUUUUUAAGCCACAUUACAUCCUUGUCCAUUUGUAAUAUUAAAAAUAGAUGAUGACAUCCCACAUAGCAAAGAUGCGGAUUACUUCAGUUAGCAUUUUAUUUUUAAACAUAUAUACAAAGCUUCUUAAUUUGAAAGUCACAAGAGAACAGGGAAAUAAUACAGUUUACUAGUGUGUGUUAUUACUAUUAUUUUUCUUUUUGCAUUCUGUCAAAUGGAUUUACUGUUUCAUGUAGAAACAGUAAGUGGAUAACAGGAGCACAUGAAUCAAUAUUUAUUGUUCGUAUAUUACAUUUUUUAAACAGGAUUCAGAUCCAAGUGUUUUUGGAAAUACUAGAUUAAGUUAACUGUAUACAAGUGUUUUUU
This is a messenger RNA of Polyodon spathula (Mississippi paddlefish), 3806 nucleotides long. RefSeq names its product cyclin-D-binding Myb-like transcription factor 1. Gene Ontology annotation, biological process: regulation of transcription by RNA polymerase II. Gene Ontology annotation, molecular function: DNA-binding transcription factor activity, RNA polymerase II-specific; RNA polymerase II cis-regulatory region sequence-specific DNA binding. NCBI's taxonomy places the organism in Eukaryota, Metazoa, Chordata, Actinopteri, Acipenseriformes, Polyodontidae. Gene Ontology annotation, cellular component: nucleus. The record is from RefSeq and is a predicted model, not a curated record.